This is a messenger RNA of Helobdella robusta, 795 nucleotides long. RefSeq lists its product as hypothetical. The coding region runs from base 1 to 795 and encodes 264 amino acids. NCBI's taxonomy places the organism in Eukaryota, Metazoa, Annelida, Clitellata, Rhynchobdellida, Glossiphoniidae. The record is from RefSeq and is a predicted model, not a curated record. The transcript has 3 exons.
AUGGCCACGUUGGAGAGAAAACAGAUGGUUUUGACAACGUACAUGGCGGUUUUGGCUAUGGAGAACGGAAUGAAGAUGGCAACCGCAUCCUUAAGUUUGCUGAAAGUUACGGCUUCCAAUACUGGAAAACUCAAAGGAGUUUGCACUCUUCUAGAAAAAGCCAUGGGACGUAAUUUAUUAUGGAUGGCUUGCCGUCAUCAUAUGUUUGAAGUGUUGCUUGCCGAUGUAUUCAAUGUUUGUCUUGGACCAUUCACUGGACCAGAAAUUUUAUUUUUCAAAAGGUUUCGUGAAAAAUGGACAGAAAUGAAUCACACACCAGAAGCCAGAUCAACCCCUUUGAUAAUUGUUUCAGAUGCAAUUAAAGCAUUCAUCAAAUGUCAACUUGAGGUCAGACAUUCACGAGAUGACUAUUUAGAGUUUCUACUUCUUGCUGCACAAAUAGUUGGGCUGCAGCGUUUGCAUGACUACGACGAUGCAAUUCUUGGUUCAACUGGAUUAAAAAUGAUGCUGCGUCAUUCUUGGUACAUGAGUCCAGAAUUGGCAACUCUUGCUCUUUUUUCAUCUCUCCUGUCUGACAAAGAAAAAACUGAUCUUGUCCGCAUAAUACAAGCAGAUCGAGGCCCACAUCUGAUGAAAACACUACCACAAAGUUUUGACAAUUUGCGUACGUCAAAAACAUUUUUAAAAACAUCCAAUAUUGAUGCCAAUUUUCUUGAUGUACCUGUUGAAAACUGGUCAGAUAUUCUUUUUCCAAGUUGCAGCAGUGUUUGUAAGGAAUCUGGUUUGCAUCAAUGA